AUGGCCACCAUCCCGAAUCUCGUCUACGUGAUCGGUUGUCCUGGAGCAGGCAAGGGUAAUCUCUGCUCCAAAGUAGCGCCAGAGUUGGGCUGGGCACACUUGUCUGUCGGUGAUGAGCUCCGAAGAUAUGUCAAGACUCAUUCUGGAGACACAGCAAUCGCAGACUGUGUACAACAAACGAAGCUGGUACCUGUGGAGAAGUUAGCAGAGAUAAUGGAGCGACUCCUACGAGCUUUCAAGAAUAAAGGCUAUCAUGCUGUUAUCCUUGAUGGGUUUCCUCGACGAGCUGAUCAGAUCGCACUCUUCGAUAGUAAAUUUGGUACUCCCAGCCACGUCUUCUUCAUGGACUGUCCAGAAGAACUUGCAAAACAACGAGUACUGGAGCGGCAAGUGCUCGGCCGGAUGGACACUGCAGAGGUCUUUGAAAGACGACAUGCUGAGUUCUGCACGAACAACCCAGAGAUUGUGCGGCACUACGAAGCUCAGGAGAAGCUGAUCAAGAUUGACACCACUCGCCCAAUUGAGGUAUCAUAUUCCGAGAUAUUCGCUGUGCUGAGCAGGCUAUCACUGUUUAGGAAUGUCACAUCAGUCUAUCUCAUUGGUGUCUCUGCAACUGGAAAGACGACCUUGACAGGAGACUUGGCCAAGCAUUUUCAAGAGCACGAGCCCGAAAGACGUGUUGCUAUCAUCUCUGAAGUAGCUCGAGAACUCGUCUUAUCAUCAGGAGUCAAACCCGAACAAAUUCGAGCAGGCGAAGAGAAUGCUAUGAAGUUGCAGAAGCAAAUCCUGGAAACACAACUAGAGAGAGAAAACGAGGCAAGGACGAAAGCGGAUCUCAUUUUGUCGGACCGAUUCGGAAUUGAUCCAGUAGUGUUUGCGAUGAAGUAUGGCAGUGAACAGAAGAGUCGAGCUCUGUUGGAUUCAGAUGCGUGGAAGGUUUUGCGAGAACGAAUGACAAGAAGCCUGGUCAUUCUCUGUGAGCCAGUAAUGGAGUGGUUCGCCGAAGAUUUAGUUCGUGUUGUCCCGGAAUCUUCGAAAGAGGUGUAUGAAGUUCAUGACACCUUUUGUGAAAUCCUGCAAGCACAAGGGAUAUCUUUCAUGCUGCUAAAGAGGUCGAUCUUGGAAAGGCAGGAGCGCGUCGAUCUUGUGUUGAAGUUCUUGCAAAUGGAAGAACCACAUGCUCCGAAGACAGCUGCUCUGUUAUGA
This is a messenger RNA of Lithohypha guttulata, 1206 nucleotides long. Its product is annotated as bifunctional uridylate/adenylate kinase. Gene Ontology annotation, biological process: CDP biosynthetic process; UDP biosynthetic process. Bases 1 to 1206 code for a protein of 401 amino acids. Gene Ontology annotation, cellular component: nucleus; cytoplasm. The record is from RefSeq and is a predicted model, not a curated record. The transcript is spliced from 4 exons. Lineage: Eukaryota; Fungi; Ascomycota; Eurotiomycetes; Chaetothyriales; Trichomeriaceae. Gene Ontology annotation, molecular function: ATP binding; UMP kinase activity.